ACCGGCUUUUCGCCGUACAGAAACGAUCAGAAACUUGGCCAGUGCCUCCAGGCAAGUGAGAUUACAUCUGGCAGCAUGAAGAAGGAGUCUAUCAUGCAGGAGAAGAUGGACAUUGUGAGUGAGAUGAUCACCAUGCUGGCUGCCGGGGAGCAGGCAGAGGAGCUGGAGCGAGUCACCGAGGUCUGGGCUAAAAUCAACCAGCUGAGGGAGGAACAGCAGGAAGAUGUCAAGAAAACCAUACAAGCACUAUUGGCUGUGAGUGAGGAAGAAGAGCAGAAGGUGAAGAGCAUCAGCCAAUCAGAGGAAGGAUACCAACGGAAAGAGGCUGAGCUGGAGGCUGAGAAAUCCCAGGCUGAAAAACAGAGACAACAGGCUGAACAGGGCGUUCAAUCCCUCAUGGGGAAGGUAGAAAAACUGAAAGAAGAACAGGCGGCAGUGAGCAGGCAGAAGGAAACUGUCAAACAGAACACCACAGAGGCUCUUCCUGAUGUCAGGUACCUCGCUACACUGUACUCCAAUGUGACCAAACUGAAAUGGGACUUCACCGGUGGACCAGAUGAUAUCAAAGGAUUUGUGACCUGUAAGUCGGACGUGAAGCCCUUCUCUCUCAACUCCAAGCAGAACUCCAAGUUCUUCGUGGCCAACUACCUCUGGGACCUCAUGGACGAGAGCUUCGACUGAACACUACAGACUUCUUACAGAAAUUAGUCUUGUAAAUAUUUACAAAGCCAGAGAAGUUAGAUAGAUCAGAAUUCUGUCUUGUGUAAGAUUUGCUUUAUUAACAAGAAGACAGUUUUUGUAUCUAUGUUAGAGACUUAGACUUCAUCACUCAAACUGAUAAUUUGGAUAUGUAGUAAGAAUUAAGAUAAUGCAGAGAGUCAAGAGUUAGAGACAUAGGACAUAGAAAGACAUAUAUAGAGACAUACCAGACCUUCCAUAUUGCAGUGUUUUGAACCAUAUACUACCUGUAAAUACAAUGCACUAAACUGUUAGAAACUGAAUCCUCUGUAUAACUGCCAAUAUGUACUACAUGUAGUUGUAUCAAGGUUUUUAGCAAAAA
This is a messenger RNA of Branchiostoma belcheri (Belcher's lancelet), 1060 nucleotides long. Its product is annotated as kinetochore protein spc24-like. The annotation marks the transcript as partial. The record is from RefSeq and is a predicted model, not a curated record. The transcript is spliced from 7 exons. Lineage: Eukaryota; Metazoa; Chordata; Leptocardii; Amphioxiformes; Branchiostomatidae.